Macroventuria anomochaeta is the source of this 1886-nucleotide messenger RNA. Its product is annotated as kinase-like protein. Gene Ontology annotation, cellular component: cytoplasm. Gene Ontology annotation, biological process: phosphatidylethanolamine biosynthetic process; phosphatidylcholine biosynthetic process. Lineage: Eukaryota; Fungi; Ascomycota; Dothideomycetes; Pleosporales; Didymellaceae. The coding region runs from base 276 to 1550 and encodes 424 amino acids. The transcript is spliced from 3 exons. The record is from RefSeq and is a predicted model, not a curated record. Gene Ontology annotation, molecular function: ethanolamine kinase activity; choline kinase activity.
GUUGCAGAGCCGCGGAGGAGGGACCAUCAGGGAGGUGAAAAGGCUGUGUGGCUGUCGCGCAAAAAGUGGAUGCCAGGGUCUUUCGUGUGUGGCUCGUGUGCGGGGCUCUGGGGCUAAGGCUAGAACAGGGGGAGAAGGUGCCGCUUGAAAAGGAACGGACCACGCGACAGGGCAGUGAUGUUCCUUCCUGUUCUGCGCUGCACUCCUGUCUCUCUUUUCAAUGCGAUUUGCUUGAUUUAAGAUAGAGACCCUACAACCUUAAAAUCGUGCUCACCAUGAAUAAGCCACAGUCGCCAUACGAUUCGCUACCGCACAUUUUGGAGUACUACGACAACUCAAAUUCCCAGAACUCGGCGCUCCACCUUAUACUUGCAUUACGGCCCGACUGGCGAGAGGCCAAGGACACAAUCGAGUUUGUGCGAUUCACAGAUGGCAUCACAAACACACUGCUGAAGGCGGUGAACAAGCUGCCAGGAUUGUCGAAAGCAGAGGUGGACGAGGAUGCGAUUCUACUGCGCGCAUAUGGCAAGGGCACAGAUGUGCUCAUAGACCGCGAGAAAGAGACACGGUCACACUGCCUCCUUGCCCGCCAUGGCCUCGCACCCUCGCUCUACGCCCGGUUUGAGAACGGUCUCCUUUACAAAUACGUUCCAGGCAGCGUGUGCUCACCUGCUGACCUGCGACGACCAGAUGUAUGGCGCGGAAUAGCUCAAAGAUUGGGGGAAUGGCAUGCCACAUUACCAAUAUCGAGUAUCAGCAGCACAUGUCCAGCUCCAUCUCAACUUGCUACCAACAACAAGCGUGCUUCCUUGGUGGCUAUGGCCCAGCUCACACCCGGCAAGCCUAUCCCGAACGUGUGGACAACUAUGCAAAAAUGGAUCGAUGCGCUCCCAACAAGCACCACCGCGCAAACGACACGCCGAGAGCAACUCACUAUCGAACUCGCUUCCUUGACCAAACUGCUGGGUAACACGCCUGGCGUUGGCGGCUCAAACUCCUUCGUCUUCGCUCAUUGCGAUCUCCUCUCCGGCAACGUGAUCAUCGAGCCUUCACCGUCGUCCGCUUCGAACUCACGUCGUUCUAGUUCCUCCAACGGGUCUGAGGAGCCCGAGACGGCGGCAGCGUCAGUAUCCUUCAUUGAUUACGAAUACUCCACGCCUGCACCCGCCGCCUUCGACAUUGCAAACCACUUCGCCGAGUGGGGUGGUUUCGAUUGCGACUACAGCGUUUUGCCUACGCGUCGCGUACGCCGCUCUUUCCUCCGCGAGUACCUCCGCAGCAUCAGCAUACACCUAAACCGAACACACACCGAGGCAGAAGUUGAGGAGCUGUUCGACCAGGUCGAUAGGUUUCGAGGAGUACCAGGUUUCUACUGGGGUAUCUGGGCGCUGAUCCAGGCACAAAUCUCGCUCAUAGACUUCGACUACGCAAAUUAUGCCGAAAUCAGGCUCGGCGAGUACUUCGCAUGGAAACGAGAGGUCAGCGGCGAGCGAGAGAGGUCAGGAGAGGCGAUGCCAGAGCGAGAACAAAUAUGGGCGAAAGACGAUUAAAGGGAUGUGCAUAGGAGAGCUGGAUACAUUGGUCAUGCGGGCGUUGGGAAUAAGCGAGCGAUUCAACAUGUCAGUCAAAGGCGCCAGACGUCGUGCAUACCGUGCCUACUUCAUCAGAAGAGCACUUUUCAUACUCCAAUUUAUACUACGUUUAAUACCACAGCAACCACCUUCGUUUCUCACUGACCUGUCUCGUUUAAAUACGUUGCUGCGUUGCGUCAGUUAUUUUGCGGUCGACGCCUGGGUAGUACCUUCCUCAAGUGAGAAACUGCACACACACCUUCUGGCCACAAAUUUCUUUAGCCUUACUACCAACAACUCCCCGUGCACCUCAGA